UAUAGACACAACCCAUCAUCGAGGAUGUUCCAGGCGAACUGUUUGUCAAGUUUAACAGUCACAAUGCGACAGAUAUUGUAUCGCUUUCAACACAGACUGAGACAUUUGCUUUUGUGAUGGCAUUAAACUGCAACACAUUCAGUCGUAUUAUCUUUGGAGCGCACACCGCUGCAGAGGCCUGCGUAAAGUUCUGCAGGCCAGUUCAGCAGGCAUGUGGGAGAUACCAAAUGUGUCGAUGGUACUCCGGUGUCACUCAUGAAGAAAACAGACUGGAGGAGGUCAGAGAGCCCGUGGUUCCAGGUGGUCAUAGACGAGUUCUGAAGGAUGUUCUUCCUUUCUCACAGUUUCUCACGGACUCUUUUGGACGGAGACACAAUUACCUAAGAAUUUCCUUAACUGAAAAGUGUAAUCUUCGUUGUCAGUACUGCAUGCCACAAGAUGGGGUAAAACUUACUCCUCGAUCUCAGCUCCUAACAACACAUGAGUUGCUGACAGUAGCCAGACUUUUUGUACAAGAAGGGGUCAACAAGAUACGAAUCACCGGGGGAGAACCACUAAUUCGCCCAGACAUUCUACAUAUAAUAGCGGAACUUAGGAAGUUGGAGGGUCUGAAGACCAUUGCAGUCACCACAAAUGGGAUGAAUUUGGCCAAAAUUUUGCCUGAUCUAAAGAAAGCGGGUGUGGAUCUGCUUAACAUCAGCCUAGACACCCUGGUUCCUGCCAAAUUUGAGUUCAUCACUAGACGAAAAGGGUUUCAUAAGGUGAUGGAAGGCAUUGAAAGGGCUAUUGAAAUGGGUUACAAUCCAGUCAAGGUGAACUGUGUUGUCAUGAGAGGUCUGAAUGAAGAUGAAUUGGUUGAUUUUGUAUCACUGACAGAGAGGAAACCUUUGGAUGUGAGAUUCAUAGAGUACAUGCCUUUUAAUGGUAACAGAUGGAACUUUAAGAUGAUGGUGAGCUAUCAAGAGAUGCUAGAUUGUAUAAAGCAAAAAUGGCCCAAUCUGCAGCCUCUGCCCGGAGAGGAAACAGACACAGCCAAGGCAUUUCAAAUACCAGGAUUUCAGGGCCAGAUGGGUUUCAUUACCUCAAUGUCAGACCAUUUCUGUGGUUCCUGUAACAGACUGCGCAUUACGGCUGAUGGCAACCUCAAGGUUUGUUUAUUUGGGAAUGCAGAGGUGUCUUUGAGAGAUUUUCUGCGUUCUGGAGCAACUGAAAAAGAACUACUGCAUAUCAUAGGGGCAGCGGUUGGGAGGAAGAAGAAACAGCAUGCAGGGAUGCUGAAUAUAUCCAAGAUGAAAAACCGGCCGAUGAUUCUCAUUGGUAGAGACUGCACUUGGCUGCUGCCGAUGUCUCCAUUUAGAGACAAUCAGAGACAGACUCUUCCUCUAAUCCACCGCAUGGAUUUGGCAGCCAUUUCUACAACCCAGUCAUUAGGAAAAUGCAAUCAUCGCCCAUUUCAUGUUAUUGGCUAUCAGGAUUACAAAAGCACUUUUGUUACUGAUGCACUAUAUUCGUUUUAUUCCUUGACACGCUUUACCAAUCGGAAACAAAAUCGCAAAGCCUUAGAAGCACUUUGCAAUGAUAGAAUUUCAAAAUCUUAUCGAGUGACUGUUAGUGCUUCAAAACAAAACAAAUCCAGAAUGUUACUACAGCACAUUUUGCAAAAACACUCUCGUCCACCAGUGCCACAAUCAAAAAUAUUUGCUCUCAUCCCAUUUCUUAGCACAUCUCGCGCACUACUUAAAGAUUCAGCCCUGCAGUUUGCACGGCACUGCCACCACAAAACCCCUGAAUGUGGGUUCCAUUUGAAAAUCCGACAUAAAGACUUAAAAUCCAGCCUUGAUGGAACCUCCAAUCAGUUGACUCACACUGAUGCGCAGGGUAAAGCCUCCAUGGUUAAUGUUGGGGCUAAGGCAGUAACUCGUCGCACAGCUACAGCUUGUGGCAAGGUUAUCCUAGGUCCAAAAGCCUUUAAUCUGGUUUGUGCCAACCAGGUAGCCAAGGGUGAUGCCUUAGCGGUAGCACAGCUAGCGGGCAUCAUGGGUGCCAAGCAGACCUCCAAUCUCAUUCCUCUCUGCCACCCACUUCCUCUUGACCAUGCCUCGGUUACCAUUGAGCUGCUAGAAGAGGAACAUGCUGCUGUCAUCAAGGCGACCUGCCAAACCACAGGCCGCACAGGAGUGGAGAUGGAAGCGCUAACUGCCGUUUCAAUAGCCUCGCUUACCCUCUAUGACAUGUGCAAGUCAGUCAGCCAUGACAUUAUCAUCACUGAUGUAAAGUUACUCAGCAAGACGGGUGGACAACGAGGUGAUUAUCAUCUCUGACUGCACAAACAACACUCUCAUCUGUUUGAGAGCUAGAAUGUAACCACUACGUUUAACUCUUCAGUAACACUUUAUUGAAGGGGUGUUCAUAAGACUGUCAUGACACCUUGUGGCCUUCAUGACAUGUUAUGAAUAUAAAUACAAUUUUAAGCAUGCUUAUGACAACUGUAGCUCAUUUAUGCCAUUUGAAAUGCAAAGGUGACAUUGUUGUGUAUUUGUUAGGGCAACUUGACAAACAAAUACAUCACUACAUGUGUUUUUCUUUGUCAUGACAACUUGACAUUACCAAGACAACAUAACUUUAUAAUGUAAUAUCAUACUUUAACUUUAUAAUGUAUAUCAUAAAAUAUGUCAUAAGCAUGAAUGUCAUGAUGCCAUUAGAAUUGUCAUGAAUAUUUUUCUUAUCACUUUUUCAGAAUUUGUCAUUAAAAUUUAAAAAGUCGCAAAUUUUAUUUCUGCAUCAUUAACGUUUAUUGACAUUUUUAUGACUAAUUCAGUUUGUGCCACUGUUGUUAAACAAAAGAAAAAUAUUAAUGAUGUUGUUAUACAAUAACAUGAUAAUAAUGGUAUUAUGACAAUUAUGCUUGAGAGAUUUAUGACACUUUGGGCCCUAUCAUACAUCCGACGCAAUAAGGUGCAAGGAGUGUUUGCUGCGAUGUGUUGCUAUUUUCAGACCAGCGCAACCCUAGUUUUCCCGUUUUGCGCCAUGUUGUUUAAAAAACAAAUCCAUUUGCGCUGCUUCGUGGACUCAUAGGUGGGCCAGUUUAGAAAAAGGUGUGUUAAGGCGUAUUGUUGGCGCGUUGCUAUUUUGAGGAACUAAAACAGUCUGAAAACUAGUCUGAAGUCCAGUGCAGAGCAUGUUAGUUCUGCGCCUUCAACGCGUUCACAUUGCCUAAAGGGCACCUAUGGCGAAAAAUCUAUUUUUCAAGCUGUUUGGACAGACAUGUGUGUAGGUAUAGUGUAUAAACCAUCAUAUUGGGGUGAUAUAAACACACCCAACCCUUUUUUUUUUUUUCGAUUUAACAACAUAAAAAUUGACCAAUUGGAUCGGUUUUGAGAUCGACCACAGCUUGACGUAGAAGUGUGAUCCCCUCGCCCACCAAUAUUGAUUGACAGGUGCGCAUUACCACAUCCUCAGUUUGUUUUUCACGUCCGCCAUUUUCAGCAUGUCUGAGUCAAAGCGAUGUCACCAAAAGAACACCAUUGCUUUAUUUUUGGAUGUAGGUGAGGUGAGGCUGUAAAGUGUGAGCGUGUUGUCUCACGUGUGCGUCCCUUCAUUGGAAAUAAUGCACUUGCCUUAGUUAUAGCCUCAGCUAAAGUUCAGUGAUCCGUGCAGAAAGACAGUGUUGAGAAGCCUUUACGAUUAAUUAACAAUGACGAAUUAAAGUGCUGUUAAAAGUGAAACCAGUUAAUCGUUGCAUCCCUUUACGGAUGAACCAUGCAUCAUUACGUAGUGCUGUAAAACUAUGCAAAGACACAAAUAUGCAUGGUUUCCGCUACAUUCAUUCUUGCGCCAUGUGCACCAUGCCAAAAUUGAUCCCACCAUGGCUACAUUACAGCUUUUCAUUAAAAACAUUCAGUCGUGUUUUUGUUUUUUUACUUAGCGGAUUAUAAUCACACUAAAACGUAUUAAAAGUUAAGUGAAUUAUAACAGCACAAACUUUUCUGUAACCGUAGUAGUGCUGUGCGUCAUUUGUUUUACCCUUUAAGGUUACGUGCUGACUGACUGACUAGGUGACUGACAGGUGCGUGAUGCGUGAGGCCAGCAAACACGAAGUAUAGCCUUUUCACUUUACUUCAAGGCCGCAUUAAUACUGCUCGGUAGGUCUAUUGGAGACGUUAAUAAAUAUUCCUAGCAAAUCUAAUAAACAUACUCCUUACAUAAACGCACUAAAUCGCACAUCAGCAGCGUUUAUUUGAGAGCGCACAAGAAGAUCUUUGCUGGAGCAGCAUAUAUUUAAGGGGGCUUGUAAUUCUGCACACACAACAUUUGUCAAUGAAAUAACGCCACAGGUAGUUGGUAGAUCUGUUUAAAAAAGGCCUGCUUCCACAGCUGGAAAAAAUCCUAGAGGAAAUGCUGAAAUGAUUUUGUAACUACCACUCUGGCACAUUAGGAAUAUUGAUUCCUCUACAGUAGUCUCUGCUUAGUCUGUAUCCGAGAUAGGGUCGUACAUGAAUGCUGGUCCUCUCACUCAUGUUGCUUCUCUCUAUCUGCCUGUCUGUUGCCAUAAACAAAGUGGGGGAGCUCCUGGCAAAAAAAAAAAAAACUAUCAACUAUCAACUAAAUUCAUGACAAGUUGCUUUUGUGUAAUGUUAUUAUAAUGGUAUUAUUUAUUAAAUUGUAUAUAUUAUAUAUAAAUAUAUGCAUAUUUACAUUUGUUUAAAAAAAAAAAAAAAAAAAGCUUAGAUUUGUCCACCUGUCAGGUUUUAGAUUAUAUAGGGCAUAGGAUAUUUGUUUUGAUAUGACUUUUUUUGACCACACCUCGUUAAUGUUUUUUUUUUUUUUUAUUAGUUUGAUGGAAAUUAGAACUGAAUUUAGAAAUAGAUUUGAAAUAAAUCUUUGCAUUUAAGUAACAAAAUUAAAUAUGUAGGCUAUUGGAUGUCUUCAGUGGAGUGAGUACAACACCGUUUCCUUACCCACGAAAGAGAAAAAUAGAAAGAGACCGAAUGGAGUUCUUUAUCCUCACGCUGCAGAUGGUUUGUUUAACUAUUUUCUCGCAAAAAACAUUCAGUUUUUCCACUUACAAAGUCCGCCAUGUAAAUAACAAAUGCGCCAUGGCUUGACACUGCUGACUCUUAAAGGGAAUGACAGACGAGACUCUGACUUGUUUAAUGCACAUUUAGCUCAGAACACACUCAUAACUCAUUAAGAGAAUAAGCACAACCCUGUGAGACCAUGUGCCAUAGUGGCAGAGUGUGUUUUUCUAUCUUUAAAAUAGCAAAAGUGGAUUCGCACAUGCCCUUAAUGCUUUUGCGCCAUGUACUUUAGACUAUGUGGCUUGAUGGUUAAAAUAGAGCCCAUUACAUUGUUUUGGUUGUGUCAAGUUGUCAAAACAAAAACAUCUCAAACAAUGUCAUCUUUGCAUUUAAAAUUACAUACCUGUGCGAAUGGCACUUAAUAACAGUUGUCAUAUGGGAUUAAUAAAACCUCAUUCAUACUCAUGACAAUCAUGUCAUGUCAUGAUUAUAAUGGUUUCGACAGUCUUAUGAACAGCAUCUUUGUGUAAAGUGUUGCCAGUUCUUCUCUCUAGAGCAAUGGUAUCAAGCUCAAUUCCUGUAGGACCACAGCUCUGCAAAGUUUAGCUUCAACCACCUCCAACUCAGACCUGUUUAAAUGUUUCUAGUAGUCUUGAACACCUUGAUUAGUAGGAUCAGCUGUGUUUGAUAGGGUUUGAGCAAAACUGUGCAGAUCUGUCCUUCAGGAAUUGAGUUAGGACCUAUGCUCUAGAUCAAGGAUCACCAAACUUGUUUCUGGAGGUCCGGUGUCCUGCAGAUUUUAGCUCCAACCCUAAUCAAACACACCUGAACAAGCUAACCAAGGUCUUACAAGGUAUACAACACCCAGGCAGGUGUGUUGAGGCAAGGUGGAGCUAAACCCUGCAUGGCACCGAACCUUCAGGAAUAAGAUUGGUGACCCCUGCUCUAGAGUGACAUUAGGUUUUUUUUUUUUUUUUUGGUAACAAAAUGUGCCUUCAGAUGCCUCUACAGCUGAUAAAGCAGUCAUAUUAACUAUUCUGGUGACCAUGACUGCUUAAAAUGGGACUUGAACAGGCAAGGAUAUGUUUCACUUUUUUUAAAACUGGAAUUAUUUUAAUAAUGACAAUGGAGCAUUUUGUAAUUUUCACCUAUGAAUUUUGAUUGUCUAUGAACAAAUCUCUUUUUGUUGUGAAAAUGUUGUGUAACCGAGAUAAAACAAAUGACACCCAGGUCAUUAAUGAAUGGGUAGGGGAGAAGAAAAAAGAUGCUUUGAAAAAUGUCUCAAUAAACUACAAAUGAGAUUUAACAAUGUAA
This is a messenger RNA of Danio rerio (zebrafish), 6332 nucleotides long. NCBI's taxonomy places the organism in Eukaryota, Metazoa, Chordata, Actinopteri, Cypriniformes, Danionidae. The record is from RefSeq and is a predicted model, not a curated record.